This is a messenger RNA of Monascus purpureus, 1440 nucleotides long. NCBI's taxonomy places the organism in Eukaryota, Fungi, Ascomycota, Eurotiomycetes, Eurotiales, Aspergillaceae. The record is from the annotation of a GenBank genome assembly.
AUGAAGACAAAGCUGCUGUCCUACCAGAAGCACUGCUCCCGGAGUCAGCUAGUGAAUCGCCAGAUUCUGUCUAUUGUGCACACGCGACACCAAUCCACCAGCAGUGCAAAUGCCACCUCAUACCCCCAGUCCCAAACCAAAGCACAACAGUCCCAAUCCCCCCCCAAACAAGCACCCAUGGCGGUCCUCCCUACUAAACUCCUCCUGCGCUCCUUGCUGUUCACGUCCGUCAUGUCUUCACCCCUCCUGGAUCCCUGUCUCUGGUUGAUGAAGGUGGUGGUCAACUCCAAAUCGGCCCUCUUCAGUCCAUCCAGGAAUCCACCUCUCAAUUACCUUCUCCGUUCGACAAUUUACGAGCACUUCUGUGCUGGCACGAACGACGUUGAAGUCAGGAAGACGGUGCGGUAUAUGAAGGACUUAGGGUUCAAGGGCGUGAUCCUGGGGUAUGCACGGGAUGUCGUCCUCGACCAUGAGGGGUCCGGGAAGGCAUCUUCAGAGUCGAGUAAGAAUGCUGCGUAUGCCCGGAUGGUGGAGGAGUGGAAGGAGGGAAACCUGAGGACAUUGUCUAUGAUUGGUCCAGGUGAUUUUCUGGCUGUCAAAUUUACCGGCGCUGGUCCGCUUGCGGUGGAAGCCCUCACUCGCGGAGACCGAAUCCCACCAAGCAUUUUAUCGGCGAUGCAGGAAGUCUGCGAGAAAACCGCCCAGCAGGGUUCGCGGCUCUGGAUUGAUGCUGAGCAGCAGGUACUCCAAGACAGGAUCGAUGCGUGGACCAUCGACCUCAUGAAGACGUACAACCGGAACGGAAAAGUGGUCGUCUAUAACACGAUCCAGGCGUAUCUCAAAGCCUCCACGGAGAACGUCCAGAGACAUCUCCUCCUUGCCCAGAAGGAGGGCUGGACGCUAGGCAUUAAGUUGGUACGAGGCGCAUAUAUCCAGCAUGACAUCCGGUCCCGGAUCCACGACACCAAGGAAGACACAGACAACAACUACAACAACAUUGUCGAGAAGCUGUUGACGAGACAGUACCCGUUGCCUCUGAAACAGGAAGACAGCUCCCUCGCAUUUCCCGAUGUGCAUCUCUUUGUGGCAUCCCACAAUGCCUCAACAGUGAAGAAGGCCACAGCCCUUCACCGAUCACUGAUCGUUAAUGGAAAGCCCACAAUCCCGGUGGAAUUCGGACAGUUACAGGGCAUGGCGGAUGAGAUUAGCUGCACGCUGGUAUCGGAGGCCCAACAAGUGACCAACGCACCAGAUGCAUCAGAGCGGGAAAAGGCCGCCGCACCGAAAGCAUUUAAGUGCUUAGCCUGGGGUACGACGGCGGACUGUCUGCAUUUCCUUCUCAGGCGGGCCGUGGAAAAUAAGGGAGCUGUGCAACGGACGAAGCAUAUGGCUGCUGCUUUACGGGAGGAGGCUUGGAGGAGGCUGUUUAGGAGGUCGUAG